Messenger RNA from Prinia subflava (tawny-flanked prinia), 1784 nucleotides. RefSeq names its product bradykinin receptor B2 (gene BDKRB2). NCBI's taxonomy places the organism in Eukaryota, Metazoa, Chordata, Aves, Passeriformes, Cisticolidae. Gene Ontology annotation, biological process: cell chemotaxis; immune response; vasoconstriction. The transcript has 3 exons. Gene Ontology annotation, molecular function: C-C chemokine binding; bradykinin receptor activity; C-C chemokine receptor activity. The record is from RefSeq and is a predicted model, not a curated record. The coding region runs from base 225 to 1367 and encodes 380 amino acids. Gene Ontology annotation, cellular component: external side of plasma membrane; membrane.
CCAGAAGUUAGACUCAUUCAUACUAGAGAAGGAGCUGUUCCCAGAGACGUGUUGCACUUCACUCAUUUGCAUCUGCUCAGUGGUGAAUUUUCACUCAAGUAAUGCACUGUGGAAGGACUUGAGCUAAGGACCAAGGACGCUAAGGACCAAGGUUGCCAGAAGCCCCACGUCAUGGACUUGGUGACAUCCUAACUAGUGCCUGCACACUGCUCCUAGACCACAAAAUGGUUUCCAUCACAACUGAAAAUGUUACACAGCUGCACAACAUGACUGCCCAGGAGCUCACAGGCAGUCCAGAAAAUUUCCACAAUAAUUCAGGAGUGCAUCAAAUAGAUCCAUAUGAAUGUGUUAGUGCAGAAGUAUGGAAAUGGCUACAGGAUUUUCAGCCUGGAUUUCUCUGGUUUAUAUUUAUUCUGGGAUCAAUAGAAAAUUCCUUUGUGCUCACUGUUCUGUGUUUCCACAAGAGUAGCUGCACAGUGGCUGAAAUUUACCUAGCAAACAUGGCAUUUGCUGACCUAAUGUUGGUCUGUACUUUACCCUUCUGGGCCAUUAAUAUUUCCAAUAAUUUUCAUUGGCCUUUUGGCCUGUUUCUCUGUAAAGCCAUCAACAUCAUGAGUUACAUGAACUUAUAUUCUAGCAUUUAUUUCCUGACACUAGUGAGCAUUGACCGCUACCUGGCCUUGGUGAAAACCAUGUCUCUUGGACGGAUGAGACGAACCGUCUGUGCCAAAUGGAAUUGUUUCAUAAUUUGGACAUGUGCAUUGCUCAUGUGUUCACCUACAAUGGUCUUUCGAAAUUUGCGUUAUUUUGAAGAGUAUAACGUCACAGCCUGUGUUCUUCUUUACCCAUCCAGUUACUGGGAGCCCACAAACAACUGCUUGCUGAAUAUUGUGGGGUUUGUGAUCCCAUUCUGUGUGAUUACCUAUUGCACUGUGCAAAUCAUCAAAGCCUUACGAAGCAGUGAGCUACGAAAAAUGAAGGUAGUCCACACAGAGAGAAGAGCCACGAUGCUGGUCCUUGCUGUGCUCCUGCUGUUCAUCAUUUGCUGGCUUCCCUUCCAGAUCAGCACACUCGUGGACACAAUCCGUUACUUCUCACCCACCCUCAAGUGCCUGGAAGACAUCAAUGACAUACUGACCCAGAUAGGAACGUACUGUUCCUUUAGCAACAGCUGCCUGAACCCAGUCUUGUAUGUGAUUGUUGGGAAAAACUUCCAGAAGAAGGCUGUGGAAUUCUACAAGGGCUUGUUCACAAAGAGGUGCAGAAAAUUACAGUCUGUGCAGAUGGAAAACUCCCUGGACACUUUAAGAACUUCCAUUUCAAGUGAAUACUCAAGGAAAAAGUCUGUUUUUUCAUUAUCCCGAUAGCAUAAUUUUAGGAAAUCCUUAAAGGAAGAAAGCCUUCUAACAUAUCAGUCUCUGCUCAUGUCCAUCUGCUACAGGUCCACAGAGUAAACACGUGGUAGUGUUCAUUACAUGAGGGAAAACAAUGGUUUGAUCUUAAUGGAAAUUCUGUAAAGAGACCUGCUUCUAAUGUUAUUGGAUGUUUUUCCUGAUUGAAUCCUAUUUUGUAGCUUACUUACAUUCUCAUGGCUGAAUGGCACUUGGCACAUGUAUCAUUUGGAAUGUUUUUCUAAGGCGUGCAUACAAUUCUCUGAACAGAGCCCCAGCACAGAAGCUAUUGUCAGGAUUGUGCAGCUAUGUAUGGUACCCAUAAUACUGUGUUAGAGAAGAUUUUUUAUCUGGGAGAUGCUUGUAUUUGAGUAAGUUCUGUUAAGUAGGAUG